ACGAAGCGUGGAAAGCUUCCGGGACGCGAGGACUGUCACCUGUGUUGACUGUACUACCUGUGUGAUUCAGUUGUGUGUUGUUGGCCGUCGGACAGAGAGAGAUGGACCUGUUUGACAGCAUUCUGUUGGCGGAGGAAAGGUUCCGAAAUGAGGGCUUCCAGGAGGGGUUUAAGAGGGGAACUCGCCGGGGUCUGCAGGAUGGACGCAGACAUGGAGCCUCUCACGGGGCCAGACUGUCCUCUGAGAUAUCCUUCUAUUAUGGAUUUACAGUCACAUGGAAAUGUCUUCUACAACAUAACUCAGAUGUCAAAUCAAGAAAGCGUUUGAAAGCAAUGGAGACUCUCCAGGAUUUGAUCCAAACUGCUCUUCUUGAUGAUCCACUGUCCACGAAGCAACAUGAUGAUACAGAGAAGCUUCGAGCAAAGUUCAGACAGGUCUGCGCUAUGCUGAGUGUCCCUACUGACUUCAAUCAACACGUCAAGACAGCUGAGGGGACUUCAUUCUAAAUCUGUACUAACGAUGAGGACGAGGACCUUACUACUGUGUCUCAUGCAGACGGGAGGAAGCCUGAACUGCUUCAUCUUGCAGCCCUGAUGUCAGAUUCACCUGCUGCAGUUUCAUUAGUGCUGGAAGUGUGAAACAUCGAUUGUGUCAGAUUUUUGAGGACCUGAUAUGUGGAAAGAUCAGUCUCAGGAGAUGACACAGAUUGUCUGUACUGUUCAGCUGUGGAACUGAGCUCUAGUAAGAUUCAAAAAACGGAGAUCAUGAGGAAGAAAUUGUGUCAUUGUUCUAGUGUGGCUGCCCAACAUGUGGAUUUACUGCAGUGAUUCAAUGAGUGAACUGAAGACAGUUACACAAUAAAUGGAUGGAAAUGCAUGAAAAUGAAAUUUUGGAAAUGCAUUUCUCAGAACAGAGGCAAAGGCAGAAUAAAACACUUGUUGGUGUCUGAAGAACCCACUGUGUUUGGAAAGUUUAACUAAAUAACAUUUUUUUAGCAGUGGUGCAAACUACUACAUUUACACAAGUACUGGAAGUAAAAAUUUGUGAGUUUGUAGAACAUGAUGCAUACACCAAACAUGUUCUGUUAUUAAAUAUAUAUUAAAUCCA
This is a messenger RNA of Mugil cephalus (flathead mullet), 1107 nucleotides long. It is a transcript of the gene lto1, whose product is annotated as LTO1 maturation factor of ABCE1. The transcript is spliced from 5 exons. The record is from RefSeq and is a predicted model, not a curated record. Lineage: Eukaryota; Metazoa; Chordata; Actinopteri; Mugiliformes; Mugilidae. Bases 102 to 506 code for a protein of 134 amino acids.